Molecule: messenger RNA, 5627 nt
Organism: Frankliniella occidentalis (western flower thrips)
Lineage: Eukaryota; Metazoa; Arthropoda; Insecta; Thysanoptera; Thripidae
Exons: 14
Coding region: 225-3878 (1217 amino acids)
Biological process (GO): triglyceride biosynthetic process
Cellular component (GO): plasma membrane
Molecular function (GO): diacylglycerol O-acyltransferase activity; long-chain-alcohol O-fatty-acyltransferase activity
Source: RefSeq, a predicted model, not a curated record
CUGCCGCGGCAGGUUGACGGCCACCAGAGCGCCCCGCGCGCCCCUGCGCGCCCCCGCGCCCCCCGCGCCCUCCGCGCCCCGACCCACGGCGUGUCGCUCCUCGGCCCGGCCCCGCCCGGCCCCGCCCGGCUCUGCGCGGAUUCUGAACCACAGCCACACUAUGGCAGGGCCUGCAGUGCGAACAGCCCGGCCGAGGGUGGUGUUUAUGGACCCCUACAGAUAAGAUGGCGGGCGGGGCCCGGGUCGCGGCCGGGAUGGAGAGCGCCCCCCUCCGCCGCCUGCGCGCGCCCGUGGAGAGCGCCGUGUGGGGCUGGCUGGGGGUGGUGCUGGCCGACCUCGCGGGCGGGCUGGUGGGCGGGCUGCUGUGCCUGCCCCUGCUCGCCGUAGGCCUGCUGCUCCUGCCCUGCUACCUGCUCUGUCGCCGCCUGUUGCUGCAGCUGCACCUGCUGUGGCACCGCAUCCGAGUGUGCGAGCGUGUGUCCGGGACGGAGGCCUGCUGGCUGAGCGCGGGGCUGCCCGUGCUCCACGCCGUGCUCGUCCUCGAGGCCGGCGGGGAGGUGAUCCUGGACGUGGGCCGUCUCCGCGACCUGGUCGUCAGCCGCGUGCUGCCACAGUACCCGCGGCUGACGGCGCGGCCCCUGGCGAUGCCCUUCACUGCAGGUGGCGGCAUGUGCUGGGUGCCUGACGCCGACUUCAAGAUCAGCCGCCACAUCUACCCGGCGGAUUGCGGUGGAGACGGUCUGCAGGUGUACGUGUCGCAACUGCUCGACAAGGAGCUGCCGCCCGACCGGCCGCCCUGGGAGAUGCGACUGUUGCCCGGGUGCGGCGCGCGCAAGAGCGAAGUGGUGGUGGUGCUGCGGGUGCACCCCGCGCUCGGGGACGGCGACGCCCUCGUGCGGCUGCUGUGCCACGCGCUCGCCGACAACCCCAUGACCAGGCCCAAGCAGGUGCGCCGCUGCCGGCGCGGGCUUCUCCGGCACUCGCUGGCGCUGGCGCGGGCCACUGUGUCGGGCCCGCUCGCGAUCCUCGGCUGGCUGCUGCUGCGCGCGCGCGACAACAACCUGCUCCUGGGCGGCCAGGACGCCGCCGGCCAUGACGACGAGGAGGCGGCCGGCGGGGUGCGCGUCGCCUGGUCCGCCGGCAUCGCCCUCAGCAAGGUGAAGCGCAUCCAGCAGGUGUCGCGCUGCAGCCUCAACUGCGUCAUGCUGGCGGCGGUCGGCGGUGCGGUGCGCGCGCUCCUCCAGGGCUGCGGCGUGCGCCUGCCGCCCGAUCUGCAGGUCACCCUUCCCAUCAGCAUGCACCGGCAUAAGAGUCGGAUGGCUAACCACAUCAACCAGCACCAGGCCGACCACUUCAAUCACCACCAUCACCAUCCCAUUCAUCACCACCACCAUCACCACCACUUCCAGCUGGCAGGCAGCGUGGUUGGCGACAUGUACCCGAACCCUGCGCACGUCAAGAACAACAACAAUAACAACAACCGGUGCAGAGGUGGUGGGCCGCUCUCCAACAAGACCGUCCCCGUAGUGAUCGGUCUCCCCGUCAGCGUGGAGGGUGCCGUGCCGCGCCUCUGGGCCACCAGGAGGUGCCUGCAGUACCUGCGAGCAGCUGCAGACCCAGAGGUAGUGUACCUUGCCUCCUUGGGCGGGUCGUGGGCUGGACGCUUGCUCUCCUCCCUCACCGACAAGGCCUCCAUCCAGUUCGCCACCCUGGCCGGGCCCUCCUCCACCGUGCUGGUCGGCGGCGCCGUGCUCAAGGCCGUGUACCCGCUGCAGCCCGCGCCCGGCCGCCUGGGCAUCGCCGUCUCCGUCCUCACCUACGCCGACCAGGUGUUCGUGACGGUGGCCUCGGACACGGCUCUUGGGCCGGCUGGAACACUGCUGCUGCAGCACUUCAACGUGCAGAUCGAGCUGCUGUGGCGCCUGCUGCGACACCGGCGUGCCCCAGGCGAGGCCAGGCCACCACCCUCCGUGCGCCGCGCCGACGUCCAGGUGUCGCCCGUGGGCGAGCUGACGACCAGGUUGUGCUACGUCCAGGGCGAGCUGGAGCGGCUGGCGAGCGAGGACGUUGUCGACGGAGACGGGGAGGUGAGCGGCGGCCAGGACAUCGCCCGGCUGUCGUGCCUCAAGGCGGAGUUCACCUCGCUGCUGCACGAGGUCCGCAAGCGCCAGGCGCGCGCGCGCAGGACUCAGGACAAGGCGCCCUGCCGCCGCCGGUCUGAGGUGCGCGUCGGUCCGGCGCGGCGACGUCAGAAGCGGGCAGUGUCCUUUUCCCUGCCACAGCGCCCGGGGCUGUCCUUCGGUGGGCUGCUGGGUGGCGCCAGUCCCAGUGGCCGCCUGGGCGACGACACUGUGGACACGCCGCCGUCGACGCCUAGCCGUAUGCUGUCCCCGGUGGCGGCGUCGCUCCCCACGACGGCGGGGCCGACCGUCACCAUCAGCAUCCCGGAGGAAGAUCAGGAGGCAGAGACGGGCCGACACUGGGUGCGGGCGUCCUUUGAGCGCGCCGCCCGACGCUCGCACGCCAACCUAGACCCGCAGCUCGCCGAGUACUUCCGUAGCGUGCAGGCGCCGGGCGGUGCGUACCCGUGCCGGUGUCACCUGAGCGACUCGUCACCCUCACCAUCCGGGACUGGCUACGGCAGCUGCUCCAACACAUCGCAGGAUGAGGACGGCGUCGAGCCGACGUCGACGUCCCGGCUUGUGGCCCGGCACUUCGACCGCCGUCGCACGUCAUCGCCGGAGCAAGAGUACGAGGCCAUCGCCGAGGCGUACUACCCGGUGGAGCUCAAAAACCGCGCCAAGUUCAGCGUGCCGGAGGAGAGCCCGCCUGAGGCGCCCGCAGCCAGCGUCACCGAAGCGCGCCGCCCUUCCUGCCUGAAGAAGACCCAGCGGCGAGACUCCACGCCGUCGGACCAGUCCUCGCCUUCGCUGUCCACCAGCGUGUUGCACCAGCUGCGCUCCUACUAUGACGAGUCGUACCUCGCUUUCGGAGACGGGUCCCCAGAGCAAGACCCGUACCGCUACCAGGAGCACGGCGAGGACCUCAGCACACCAGAGGACAUCGACGACGAGCUUCCCCCCGCGCCCCGGGAGCGCACCGCUGCCUUCUCCCUCAACGCCUCCGCGCGCUCGCCGCCCCGCCCGGCGAGGUCUCCCCCUCGGCAGCCCACUCUGUUCCUGGAGCCACCGCCGCCCAGCUUCACGUGCCGGGACGCUGAUCAGCUGCAGUACGUUGACGACUCGGACUCGGCCGCGACGCCGUCCGUGACCCCGGCCAACGAGGUUGUGGCCCUGGUUCACUGGCCGCCCGCGGACCAACGCUCGGACCAACGGCAUGGCCAGCCCAGCAAUCCCCGCUCGCUGUCGCCAGGCGACCUGGCGGUGGUACCAGCCGAACCAUGCGCGGGGGCGUCGUUGACGUCCACUUCGCCGCGACCCAAGUUCCUGACGCAGUCCUCGUCAAGCUCUGCUGCCAGCCACUCGGCCAGCCCCAGGAGCGUGUCCAGGCACCGCCAGUUCAGCGCAGACAAUGGAUACUUCGACGAGAGCGUGACCGUCAGCUUGGACCGCGGGGCGUCACUAUCUCAUGACGGGCUCUCCGCGCUGUCAGGCUCGGGGCUGUCCACCACCACGGACUCUGUCAUCAACCUCACCGGCUCCUCCGUGUCGGUGUCCGCCUCCCCCAGGGCUUCCCCCAGGUCUUCCCCCAGGGCUGCGACUAGGGACGGGCUCGAGGCCUUUAGGUCUUUGUCAGAGGAGUCCGCCCUGCUGCCACCGAACUGCCUUCACCCGCACUCGGUCGGGGAGCUUUCCUCCCAGAACGCGAAUAUGGUGCGACCAACGAGUCUGAUCAUCAAAAAGACCUACCGGAACUGAUUUUAAAGGGUUAAUUCCAUCUGUUCUUUGUAUGAUUACCUCUGCAUGUUUCGAAUUUAAACUGUGUGAUAUGUACAGAUGUCGUUUAGAGUAAGUGUGAGACAGGCCGUGACAUGUCUUCAACUUGUGUGAGUUGUUGGUAAAUGUAUACUAUAGUAAUAAGGAAAAGACAGUGGCAAAUGAUGUUUAAUUCUACUCCGCACACAAAAAUGCCAAAGUAAUAUUUCUACUUAUUUUAAAGACAUGUGCCACAAAUACGUACCAAUAUAUAUAUAUGGCAAUUAUGUUUUCUGGAACAUGAAGACUGGACUAUGAUAGCUCUGAAAGACAAUCAGAGCCUCUUUCUGUGAUUCCUUAAAAACUUUCGGAUUUGAAUGACAAUCAGAUUAGGAAGUCACAAUUCUUUAUGCCAAAAGCAGUGUGUUUUCCUGUACCUGCAAAACUAUCUACUUUCAUUCCGGCGUUUACCUGUGAGGUCACAUCACAAGUUUUUGGCAAGAUUCCAAUUUUAUUUGAAACAAAUUGUUAGUUUUUACUAUUGACCUGCAUAGAUAGUGCUCGAGUGUGUCAAAAUUUAUUAUAUUUCAAACUGUAUUAUGCUGUUUUAAACAAUACGGCAACUUAACGUUUCAGCAUAACUUGUAAACACUGGAUAAAAUCCAACAUAGUCCAGAUCGACUACUGAAAACAAAAAGUUCGUAUUUGAGAGGGUUUGCGUGAGGUCGUAUUUCCCAGUGUUCGCUUAUAGUGUAUUUCGACUAACGGAGCAAGAAGAAUAGCGGGUAGAACAUUAAGGUUCCUGAUUUACUAGAGUUACCCCUACUACCGGCGUGACAUAAGGCGUGACGCUCUCGACCAAUCGGUAACGUUGAUGUUCUACCCGCUAUUCUUCUUCCUCCGUUAGUCGAAAUACACAAUUAGAUCGGAUCUUGCUAGGGUCCCGGAGAAUGGUCGUAAGUCCAUUUUUCGUCGAUUUUGAGAGAUGCAUAUCAUUAGAAUGAGGAAAAAUUCUCUUUCCAAUAAUAUGCAUCUCACGAAAUCGGGACGCUCACCACUAGGCCAAGAGGACUACACUCUUAGACCUACGUUCGAUAUCCGAUACUAUCUCCGGGCAUAUCCGACAUUCGUCGAUGUCGGUGCUGUCGGAUAGGUCGGGUAUGUUGCAGGUCGAAAGUCGAUUAUUGGCUAAGAGAAGACGGACAUGUCGGCGUAGUCGGAUACGUCGGGUAUGUCGGAAGUCGGAGGUCCAAGGUCAGGAAUGUCGGAAAUGUCCGAAUGGCGAUAUGUCAGUCUCCCUCAACCUGAUAACGGGGCAUGCAUGCAUGACACCACAUCCCGACAUUUUCGACGUACCCGACCUUCCCUCCCUAGCUGUCAACCAAUUUGCGACUUCCGACAUACCAGACCUCCCGGCAGUCCCGACUCCGACAUUCCGUCUUGUCCGUCCUCCGCAGUCCGACAUUCGUCCCAGGUCCGGAAAGCCCGACAAGAACGACGUCUGAUACAUUUCGGACAUAAUUACGAAAUAAUUUCGACUUCCGAUAAAUUCCGAAAUUUCCGACCUACCGGAUGUAAGGCCAGCCAACCAGAGAUUUUCAGGGGUCGAGAUGCAAUAAAAACAGUUAUGCUGAAAAAGUUGGGUUUUUAAAGAAAAUGUUUUUAACUCCAAAUGUGAGACUAAAACCUAUUUUUCCCUUCGGUGUUAAAGUUUGAGCUAGAUGUGUGAUCAAUAAAUCUUCAAACUGAUAA